Molecule: messenger RNA, 747 nt
Organism: Colletotrichum fioriniae
Lineage: Eukaryota; Fungi; Ascomycota; Sordariomycetes; Glomerellales; Glomerellaceae
Biological process (GO): nucleosome assembly
Cellular component (GO): nucleosome
Molecular function (GO): structural constituent of chromatin; DNA binding
Source: RefSeq, a predicted model, not a curated record
AUGCCUCCCAAGAAGACCGAGGGCGCCGCUGCUGCCCCCAGCAAGAAGUCCACCCACGCCAGCUACCAGGACAUGAUCACUGAUGCCAUCGUUGCUCUCAAGGACCGUAACGGAUCUUCCCGCCAGUCCCUGAAGAAGUACGUCAAGGCCAACAACCAGAUCAACACCGUCAGCGACAACAUGUUCGACUCUCUCUUCAACAAGGCCCUUCGCGCCGGUGUUGAGAAGGGUGUCUUCGAGCAGCCCAAGGGUCCCUCCGGUGGUACCAAGCUCGCCAAGAAGGCUCCUAAGCCCGCUGAGAAGAAGGCCCCCGCGAAGAAGGAGGCCAAGGAGCCUAAGGAGAAGAAGGCUGCUGCGAAGAAGGAGACCAAGGAGCCCAAGGAGAAGAAGGCUGCCGCUCCCAAGAAGGCCGCCGCCAAGAAGGAGACCAAGGAAGCCAAGGAGCCCAAGGAGAAGAAGGCCGCUGCCCCCAAGAAGGCUGCUGCUGAGAAGAAGGAGAAGAAGCCCGCCGCCAAGAAGGCUGCUGCCGCCAAGGAGGAGAAGCCCGCCGUCCUCAGCAAGACCAAGACCGGUCGUGUCACCAAGACAGAGAAGAAGGCACCGGCCACCAAGAAGGAGGCAAAGGAGCCCAAGGAGAAGAAGGCCGCCGCUCCCAAGAAGGCUGCCGCCCCGAAGAAGGCAGCGCCCAAGAAGGCCGCCGCCGACAAGAAGGAGGCCAAGGCUGAGGCUCCCGCUGCCACGGCAUAA